This is a messenger RNA of Pisolithus orientalis, 2389 nucleotides long. RefSeq lists its product as uncharacterized. The coding region runs from base 8 to 2389 and encodes 793 amino acids. The record is from RefSeq and is a predicted model, not a curated record. The transcript has 9 exons. Lineage: Eukaryota; Fungi; Basidiomycota; Agaricomycetes; Boletales; Pisolithaceae.
GGUCUCAAUGGUUUAUCGACAAGGUCCUCGUAACGCCUUGUCUGUGCGUUUAGCGAGAGCGACGGCCUCGCCUGAACAACGUGUAUCAUCCAUCCACGUCUUCACCACGCACACUCGUGCUCAUGCUGUGCAAACGGUCCCCGCCAGUUCAGUCGUGCAUAAGGGGGUACGCGUGCAGCUGCAUUCCAUUCUACUUCACACUCAUUUCCCCUACUUCUCUCUCAUCGUUCUUGAACUUUUUUGUUCACUUGACAACUCAUCCCUGCACACCACCUGUUUUAUUGACCGCUUCAAGCUGGCCGCUACCCAUCAUACCCAGGCAAUGCGAUCCAGGUCUAACAGGGCUCACCGUGCUUCUACCAGUCCAAAUCCGCGACCUCAACGCUCUAACACGAUCCAUUGGCUCUUUUCUUCAAACCUCCCCCAUCGAAGAAGUUCAGCAGCCUUCAGUGCGGACAUCGGUCGUAGGAACCUUUUCGGGAUGAGCGAGAUUUUCGGCGUCCUGAUGAAUCCCUCUGAGACCGUUCGUUCCUUGACCGAGUCAAAGCGCCUCCUGGAGGAGGCACGCAAGGAGAUUAAGGAAGAGCGUGAACGCUCCCAGCUGCGGGCAAAACAUACGUUUACCCGUCUGCCAGGAUUCUUUCACAGAGAAGCCGAGAUACGUGCUAUCGAUCGUGCACUGGGCGGUGCGCCGUCCUUCACUGUCGUUUUCGGCGCAAGUUCGGUUGGGAAGGCACGUCUCAGACAUCCAACCGCGCUCAUCCGGGAAGUCCUUGCGAAUGACCGAUAUCACGUCCUGCAUUUCGACCUGCGCAUACCGGGUUUCGCCGACGUUUUCAGCCUCUACAUGAGCCUGAGUCAGCAGAUGGAACAAUACUUCGAGGAAAUUGCAGCCAACUUGCCGGGGUUCGAGGAAUUCCGAAAGGAAGCUUGGGGUUUCAAACACGAUCGUCUGAAUGUUGAGCGUCGGAUUUCGGAGGCUCCCGUCGGAAGCAUUGGGUCUCAGGUCCGGACAAGCGAUGUUGCUCGACUCAUGGAACUAUUUCAGAGUUCGUUGCUGAGGUACGCCGAGUUUGAACCUCUUGAAAGCUCCGAACUCGCCCCAAUUGGGAAGAAGGGGUCAGACGCGUCUUCGGACCAGACACAGGUGAACCAUCCUUCGGCAAUAUCCAAGUUUUUCCAUCGUAACGGUAGAAGGAGCUGCGAUGGUGCACGAGAGAUGUCUUCAACUGCUGUCAAUUCUAACCCACGAGAAAAGGAUCCUGAGAAAUUUGUAAAGAGAAUGCCGGUGCUGUUUUUCGACGAGGCUCACAGACUACCAGCACUGAUCCAGUCUGUGGACACCAUGAGGUGCCUACUCGAUUCUAUGCUCGCUCUCACCAAGCAGGACAGGCUGUGUCACGUCAUCCACGCGACCAGUGAUCCAUUCUACCAUACCUGGCUGAGGCAGUUGAAUGUGAUGCAGCACUGCAAAAUCAUCACCGUUGGCGACUGCUCGAAGACGGAAAUGCGUACAUUUUUCUUUGAACGUUUGCUGCCUCGUGUCCCGGAAACGCUGCGACAUGCACUGUCUUUUGAGCUGCUCUACGAAGCGUUUGGCGGGAAGCUGGCCCAUUGGCAGGAUUAUAUUGAUGACUACGUGAGCGCUGGAGGUAACUUUGACAUCAAGCAGAGUGCCCACUUCCUUCAAGCACACGCUAUUCUCAACCUCCAUAUCAUUCACUCCUCCCAAAUUUCUGGUCCGCCCGGACAAGAGCCUAUCACACCAUCGACCCCUGCUCCUCGGCCCCGCUCCAGUGGUCCUGAUGCCCUUCACGCUGCGUUGGGCCCAGCAGGGUUCAAAUCUUACUCAUCCGCUCGCGAAAGCGGUCUGGAAGACUACUCUGCUGAUUUCAGCGCCAUGCAACUUCUCAAGGUCAUGAGCAAACUUAGCCAGCCUUCCACGACGCACCUUCCUUAUUUCCUCCUGUGCCGUGAGAUCGGCGUUCGUGCAGUCGACGGUAUGGUGAAGGGUCGCGUACUCGACCUUCACUGGACAGAUCCCGUCGGAUUCAAAGACACCAGUGACCAACCUACCAUCAGAGAGCCGGCGUCACCAGUACCUAUGACGACGCGGAUGAUGAGCAACAACUCGUAUAUUGGCGGUGCAAGCGGCACGGUGGGCGUCGAGUCGUCCGAGGAUGGUGAGAUGGUAAUGGUGAACCCUAUCAACCUCUCCACGAGGGACCUCGGACAAAUCGACGAGGGCGACGAGCAGGAGAUCGUUGGACCGCGUUUGGUACCGGUCACGCCUAUUAUGCGCUUUGCAAUGCGGGAAGUCGUACAGGAGUACGAGGACGUACGGACAGUCUCGGAAUAUGCUUCCCUGAACGAUCCCGACGAGUAUUGA